GCUGCUUUCUUAGUAACAAUAUUCUUAUGCUAUCUGGCUAUCGAGAAGAAGAAUGGUUAAAAAAAAGGGAAGAUAAACAAACAAUUUCUCUCCCUUCCCCUAAUCUAAUGGAAAACUUUCCCGAAUCUAAAGGAACUAGCCGUAAGAUAAGAUAAAGAGGUGGUCGAAUACGGCCACUCAUCCGCUUCCUAGCCGUAACAGAUGGAAUUGGAAUCUCACUUAAUGAAAGAUGCACUAUGCUUCAUUCAAUUGGACAGCUUUGCCCGUCUCUGGACUGUACUCUUUCAGAUUCGGCAAUGGAUCUUUUUUUUUACCCUUCUGGGGACUAGUCUAAUUCUUAAUUAGCAAUCUAAUCUUGAAUAAUAUCAAGCAGUGUUCCACAAUAGCCUGUGCCGUGACCCAUCCUCCUGUGACACUGACAGUAGCAGGAAUUGUUUUCAGCACCUGGAAAAGGUUUUUAAUCGGAGUCAGGCAACUCGAGAGCUCCAAAGGACAUAAGAACUUCAAACAACUUUUCAGUGUGAACGAGAUAGAAAUUGUACUUCUUUUGCUCUUUAUGUUCUUUGCCCUUAUUCUUCAUCUACUGUGGUUGUGGUACAAACUUUUUUGAAACGUCUGUCACGACUUAGUUUGAGCGGAAUGAGAUAGCUUUCACCUCUUUCUCCAAUAUCCAUAAAUUCUGAAGCUCGUUCUAUUAACUACGCAAAUGUCGUUAUCCCGACAGGAGCAAGAGGAAUUCGAAAUUCAUAAUGCAAUCAAAUAGAGACUUGUUUUUUGGGAAUAGGCUCCGAACAUUGCAUCGCCAAGAGUCUGAAUCGAGCAAUGAACUCCUGGGCUUUCUCUGUCGGUUCCUGGAUGCAUUUCCUCAAGUCGUCAGUAGUGACUGACUUCUUUCUUUGGAAGGUCGGAAUCCGCCUGAAUAAAUCGCACAUAUGCUCCCAGGACUUCACGGAAUUAGGAGGCACAGAGGUAGGUAUACCAAGAGAAAGCUAUGUGGGUAAGCGACGAGGGUUAAACCUAAAUAACAAGUUUUAGUUUCCAGAAGUAUCUCCACGCUGAGCGAUGAACCUCGCCAAAUGCUCUUUUGGUCCAUCUUUUAGGUUCAAUUUGGGCAAUAUGUAUCCCGUGGCUCGUAGUCAAUCUCUGGAGGAUAUGGAGGAUCAUAGGCUAGGUAACCUUUUCACUAUUCAUUUAUAAAGGUACCUUCAAGUAACCAGGUCUCUUCAUCCUUAUUGGGCACUCCCACAAGAGACAAUUCUUUUUAGCCUCUAAGAGACAACAAGAAGAGCCUAACCAGGACCUUGAGAUAACAGCCCAUAGGGUAGCCCCUACAGAGCAAAAAUCUAAGGCCGGAAUACCGGAGUUCUUUCUUUGCUUCCAAGAACAUAGAUUCCUUCUUCAACCCAGGUCAUGACCGAGGGCGGGUAUCUCACUCGCAUAUCUAGAGCCCAGCAUCUCUCCUGAACGACACCUUCCGCAGACUCUACUGGUGGUAUUUCCCGAGGCGAGGGGUGCAUCCAUAUCGGUCAGGAAACGACAAUGACUCUUCUUCUUCCGGGUCCGGGAAGCUAUGGGCACCUCACAAUUCUUAGACGACAUUAGUGGAAGCGAACAUUCGUAGCAUUCAUUGUCACCGAUCAUUGAAAAAAGAAGCCGUACGAGGUUUAGAUUUGGCGGCUAUAGACUCAAAGGGCACAGACAGGCUGCUGGUACAGUUUUUUUAGCUAACUAAAGUCCAACUUCCUUUGCCGAAAGAGGAUGAAACGGAUCAGCCGAUUCAACUUAGCAUUACCCGACUCGUAACUUCAAGCACAACCAUCCAUCUCAAUCCAAAAUCUCCGAUCGUCUGUGAUCCCUCCUCCGGUUUUGGAUAUAUAGACAGUGCCUGCUCUCAAACCAACCAAGACAGCAGCAAGUUCCUAUCGAGAACAAGACGACAGAUCAAUAUGACCAAUUUAUCUAAGGUGAAUACGUGAAAAAGUGUUGCUUAGCUCAGUGAAAUGGAAUAAGGAAGAGAAAGUGUAGUGUGAUAAGGGAAGAAUUUUUAGGUUUUCAAGCAGAUAGAUAUACAAACAAGAAGAAUUCACAUCAGAACCCUUUCCUGCUUCCCUUUUUUACCCAUCGGACUCACAUUUUGAUCUCCUACGCUUGCUUUCACAGUCCCCCUACGAGCAGCCCGGAAUCAAUGAAGGAGUUCAUUCAGCACCGAGCCGAGCGAGCGUAGAUUCAAUAUGUUGAUUGUACCGAACGAAGGAUUUGCCUUAUCACGAAAGCCACAUUCGUUUCGUUUGAGGAAGUCACACGUCCUGUUCCCUAUAAAUAAGGAGAUUCAUUCUUUUUUUCAGAAAUCCCCUCUUCUUCCUCCUCAAGCCCCUAUCACAAGACCAAGCGGAUCUCAUCCUGCAGAAGACUCAGAGCGGAUCUAUCUAAUGGCAUGGCUGGCUGUCGGAUGUGAUCUAUUCUCGUGUCACAUCGCUUUCUUUCUUCUCCCUCCAUUUUCUUCACUACUACCGCUCCUACACAUAAAUCAAAGAAGCAUUGUGGAAUAGUGGCAUUUCGUUAAUGGCGAAAAUUUUCUUAGUGAAAGGGUUGCCUGCGGCAAACUCAGAGCGGUCUCUGAAAGUGAAUAGGAGCAUAGCGGUAUCAUCCAAGCCAAACACGUCUCCUCAGUCAAGGGUCUUCUCGCGCAAAGAAGAUCAAAAACAUAACAACUGAUUUCGCUUAAUGCAUGUCACCCACCCGCUCUCAAUACAGCAAGUGACUCUCUCUCACAAGACAGAGAAAGAUUACCGAUUCACCCAAUUUGAUCAGAAGUGAGUUCAUUGUUGUUGUAUAGCGAAACCUUUCCUUGACAAAACCAUUCUCAGCUAAUAGAAGCCGAGCUAUCUAUCGGUUGAACGAAGCGAAUGGAAAAGCCAAAGAAAACAGAAAUCCAUUGCGAUUAGAAACCUGUGACUCUACAGCCAGGGCUCGAUGGCGAUGUAAGAUAGAAAGAAUGGGGAGUUAGGGCUUCGGUUUCCUCUGUGGCCAGUUCCAAUUCCAAAUCAUUUGCCGACAUGCGGACUCACUUCUCUUUUAUGGGAUGAAAGCCCUUGUCUAUUUACGUGGGUGAAUCAAGUACAACAAGUCAGGUCAGAGCUUGUGGUAGAAGAUUGGGCUCUGCUACGCAGAUCCACUCAACUAGGAAAGAAGUACGCAUUGCUGACUGACUGUUUGAACGAUCCUAGUUACUAGUAAGUAGCUAAUCAAGUCAGAGUAGGGUGGCCGAGAAGCUUCUUGCCGGUGCCCCCCAAAGCAAAGCACAGACUCUACUCACCCACGCGUUUUCCACCUACGGAGGGAGAAAUCAUCGAAAUAUCCUCAUCCCCUGAAAGGGAACCCGAAAACAGGACGAGAGUGGAUAGGGUGACUAAGGAGGUAGUCAAAAUUAGUAGUGAAUUUUGGAAAGAGAAGAUUACAAAAAGGCGAGAGCAGCAUAAUCGUUAGUUAGGGGUAAGAGGGGACGGGCCCGUAUAGAAAGUAAAUCCUUCUUUUUCCGAUAUGCCGCUCCGCAAGCAAGGAGUGCCACGCACGAGCGGAGCGAAAACUAAGCAAGGGGAAUUCCGGCAUUCCAUGGAAAGCAUGCGAAAUCCUUUGAUUGUUUAUAGAAUCAAAAUCACUAUAUAGUCUUUCUUGUUCCACUUGCAAGGCAAGGAAAAAUAAAAUGUCAGUUUCGUUAUUACAACCUUAUUUUUUUAUGUCAAAGACAAAAAGCUACGCGCAAAUUCUCAUUGGAUCUCGGUUGUUCUUAACAGCGAUGGCUAUUCAUUUAAGUCUUCGGGUAGCACCACCAGAUCUUCAACAAGGUGGAAAUUCUCGUAUUUCGUAUGUACAUGUUCCUGCGGCUCGGAUGAGUAUAGUUAUUUAUAUCGCGACAGCUAUAAACAGUUCCUUGUUCCCAUUAACAAAACAUCCCCUUUUUCUUCGCUCUUCCGGAACCGGUACAGAAAUUGGUGCUUUUUCUACUUUGUUUACGUUAGUGACUGGGGGGUUUCGGGGAAGGCCUAUGUGGGGUACCUUUCGGGUGUGGGAUGCUCGUUUAACUUCUGUAUUCAUCUUGUUCCUUAUUUACCUGGGUGCACUGCGUUUUCAAAAGCUUCCUGUCGAACCGGCUCCUAUUUCAAUCCGUGCUGGACCGAUCGAUAUACCAAUAAUAAAGUCUCCAGUCAACUGGUGGAAUACAUCGCAUCAACCUGGGAGCAUUAGCCGAUCUGGUACAUCAAUACAUGUUCCUAUGCCCAUUCCAAUCUUGUCUAACUUUGCUAACUUCCCCUUCUCUACCCGUAUCUUGUUCGUUCUGGAAACACGUCUUCCUAUUCCAUCUUUUCCCGAAUCUCCCUUAACGGAAGAAAUAGAAGCUCGAGAAGUAAUACCACUAAAAACCUAGUUCGCUCUCAAAUAAAAACCUAGUUCACUCGCUAAAGCAUCCAUGGCUGAAUGGUGAAAGCGCCCACCAACCUAGAAAGGCUAAAUGGGUAAAAAAGUAGGUUCGAUUCCUGCCGGAUGCACUGCCUCUUAAAGACAGAAACAGAGGAGGGAAAGAAGGUAGUAUAGGGAACUUGCUUUUGGAUUCUUAUCGAAAGUGAAUCCCUCUAACACUUCAGUUAGUGUUUUAUGAUAAAAUCUUUGACACAACAAGUGUUAAAAUCUUAGUCACUAGGCAAGAAUGGAAAGAGCUUCUUUACCUGCUUGAGAGGGGAGUCAAACAGAGUCUGAGGAAGCAUAGCUAUAGCAACGUAGUGUUUGAGAAAAGUGUGCCUGGAGUAAUAGGCCUGAGAGCUACCCGCGCAACUUUAAGAGUUAACUUCUAGAAUAACCGGGAAAUUUAUUUUAGUAUAACUCUAAUUCUAAUUGUGGGUGGUUCGUUACUUUUUAAGUGGUAAGCAAGUGAUCCUCACAAUUCGUUUUACCUGACUCUACUCUAAUUGUAAGAUAACUAGAAAUAGGAGAUGAGAAAGUCGAGUAGCAGCACUGAUGGGAACAUUUUUUGAAACUAGAAUGGUUGAUAAUAGGAGACUCGCGUUGUAGGUAAGGCUUUUCAAAAGCCUCGACUUGGCUAACGCCCUUUGGUUUUUAGGAUCAAUUUGCCCGUGCUUGCUGGUGUCAGGGUUGCAGAUAAGUUGUUUCGGUGCCAUUUCCUUUGUUAUGAAUGAAAUUUUGGAGCUCAGUUGAUACCGAAUUUGAAGAUAAGCCCUUCCCUCUCGUGAACACCUUCGUUUAGUAGAUCGGUACGGUUCCAUUCAGAAGAAACUAUUAUACGUGGUCCCGUGGAGUACGAAUAAGGCUUUAAAGUCUUCCUUCAUAUUGUUUGCUAGCUUCCUUCUCCUUGUUUCCUGCCUUUCAUUCUUUAUGAAAUUCUUAUUUAUUUUCUUUGCUGACUGACGUUACACCAAGAAUUUAUUUAAUAGCGUAUAUAUAGCCUGGGCAUCGAUACCAGCCUUCCGUUCGCAUGAUAUUAAGAAAGUGCCUACUACUCAAUUUCAAUUCAAUUUCGCAUUGGCAAAUCCUUCCACUUGCUAUCUAAUGUAGUAUAUGAAGCCUUUCUUUUCUAUUUCUUCUAUUGGCUUGGCUGGUCUGGGGGAUGCGGAUCACGCGAAGAUCUAUAGUGUUUAAGUACAUCUUUCUCUUCCUGCAAGCUACUGAGAUAUGCCUCAGCUGCAGGUGCUUUGUAUCUCUGGUCAAGAGUUGGCAAGGGAUACCAAUGUUGUCGACCACCUACUUUUGAGCAUAGCUUUUACCAUAUUCCUCCCUCGAUUCGCCAUUCAUUCCUUCACAGCUGAGUCAAUAGCUGUGUCACUGACUGAAUGUAGUUCUUUUUUUUAAAGAACGAGGCCGCUAAGGUCAAGGGACCUGAUCCAGAACAUUGAAUCCAACCAUCAGCAUUCGCAAGAAAGAGAAAGAACUCGGUUCAAAGAAUCGCUUCGGUCUAAAAACGAGUCUUCCGAGAUCAUGUCUAUGCGAAGAGCUUGAACCAAGCGUUCACACGCAUACGCCCUCGCCCCUCAGAAGAUUGGAAAGAAUCCAUCAGCGAGGAAAUAGAGUUGUAGCAGCAGUGUCUCCACUAUUUAUUUAUAAAAGUCCCACCCAAGUAAAAGAGUCCGAAGAAAGGCCUUAUAGGAAAGCGUUACCAGGGAUUAGAGUUAGACCACUUAGUAGCACCUUCAGGCUUAUCCAUCCACGCAUGGAAGAUUUAUAGAUCGACGUUCCGGAAUGGUAGAAAACAAAUCAAUUCUAAGUUCUUCUCGCUCCAUUCAUCCACUCGCUGGGAAGGCUAUUUUGAUGCCUCACACAGGCAACUCCGCUAGGCGGCUAAGCAGAUAAGACGGGAUUUCACGUUGAGAACGAAUGUAGAUUCCUAUCAUCAAGAAAGUCGGCUACAUCAAUGAAUUACUUUCCCCUAACAUUGCUAUUCUUAACAACCUAAAUCAAAAAACCUCCUUUAAAGAGCAGAAGAAUCCUUCUUAGAUAAAGCAGCCUGAAGAUAAAUAAGAGCAACUCCUUCAAAGAAAAUGAGAAGGGCCUCUUGAAAUGCCUAUAUAUAAAAGAAGGAAACGUUGUAACUACUUACAAGAAUUAGCUGCGUAUGCAGGUGCAUGCAAUAGUCUUUUAGUAAGGAAGAACGACGGGAUUCCUUGGAAAGCUGGUAGUUCAUUUCACUCUGUAUCGAAAGUCCCAGUAUAUUAUAUAUCUGUGUACAUCCAUCAACAAAUCUAACAUUUCUUAUCUUACAUUGAAAUCGAUAAAGACUAAUAAGAUGCAAAACCAGCAUAACUUGUUCUUUGCGAGUACUGUGGGUAGACCGAGGGAUCGAUCGGCAUUUCACUAACCUUUAGAAUUAAUCAAACGUAUGGCUAACCGAUUCCUAGGUCAUAAUUUAAAGCUUCACUUUUCUAUAGCCUUCUAAUUCUAUCGGGCUAACCUAUAGAAGGUUUAUAAAAAAGGUACGGUGCAAUCAGUAAACCUCUUACUGACCGGGCAGGGCAGACCAGAUGAGCGAGAUUGAUUGAAAGCGCUGUGCCAACUUGCUUACAAGAUUUUGAGACUUUAGUUUAGUUUAGUUUAGUUUAGUAUAGUAAAUCCUCUUCAUAAGUUAUUUCGUACAGGCUAUUCAAGGUCUAUUGGCUUUAUUGCUUAUGUGGUACUUCGACCGCGAAGCCCCGCUUAUGCACCGAGAAAGAUCGUAGAUAGGAAAGAUCUGUUAUGCACCAACGACGGCCCGCCCCUUCUCUUUACCUUUAUCGUCUCAUACCUCAGUCCAUUGCUGGCUUGAAUGCUGUCUCUCUUCUUCUUUGCUCGCGAGAGUUAAUAAGAGGACGACCCACCGGGGGGAGGAUGGAAUGAGUCGGCAAGGGGAUCAACAAUCUUCUUUCAGUAAAGGCCCACACAUUCUCCUUAAUAUUGGGUGGGAUAAAAGGACUCUGAAGAAGGAAACUCUCUUCCCGUCUUGCGUAACUGACCACUGCAAAUCAAGUCGAAAGUGCUUAUAUGCUUAACACGUUUUUGUCUCAAUGACAGGCCGCUCGAACAUUGUCUGAUUUUUUUUUGAAGAGACUCGAUCUUAUGUAUCUACUUAUUGUCUUUUUGCCUUUGCUCGGUAGUUCCGUAGCCGGUUUUUUCGGACGUUUUCUAGGAUCUGAAGGAACCGCUAUAAUGACCACCACGUGCGUUUCAUUUUCUUCGAUCUUAUCUUUGAUUGCUUUUUAUGAAGUCGCACUGGGAGCUAGUGCUUGCUAUCUCAGAAUAGCUCCAUGGAUCUCAUCGGAAAUGUUUGAUGCUUCUUGGGGCUUCUUGUUCGAUAGCCUGACCGUAGUGAUGUUAAUUGUGGUUACAUUCAUAAGUAGCUUGGUCCAUCUUUAUUCCAUUUCAUAUAUGUCUGAGGAUCCGCAUAGCCCUCGAUUUAUGUGUUAUUUAUCCAUUUUUACUUUUUUUAUGCUAAUGUUGGUGACUGGAGAUAACUUUCUUCAAUUAUUCCUGGGAUGGGAGGGAGUAGGUCUUGCUUCAUAUUUGUUAAUUCAUUUCUGGUUUACACGACUUCAGGCGGAUAAAGCAGCUAUAAAAGCUAUGCUUGUCAAUCGAGUAGGUGAUUUUGGAUUAGCUCUUGGGAUUUUUGGUUGUUUUACUCUCUUUCAAACAGUAGACUUUUCAACCAUUUUUGCUUGUGCUAGUGCUCCCAGAAAUGAAUGGAUUUUUUGCAAUAUGAGAUUUAAUGCCAUAACUCUGAUUUGUAUUUUACUUUUUAUUGGUGCAGUUGGGAAAUCUGCACAGAUAGGAUUGCAUACUUGGUUACCCGAUGCAAUGGAGGGUCCCACUCCAGUAUCUGCUUUGAUUCAUGCAGCUACUAUGGUCACUGCUGGCGUUUUCAUGAUAGCAAGGUGCUCCCCUUUAUUUGAAUACUCACCUACGGCUUUGAUUGUUAUUACUUUUGCGGGAGCUAUGACGUCAUUCCUUGCGGCAACCACUGGAAUAUUACAGAACGAUCUAAAGAGGGUCAUAGCUUAUUCAACUUGCAGUAAAUUAGGCUAUAUGAUCUUUGCUUGCGGCAUCUCUAACUAUUCGGUUAGCGUCUUUCACUUAAUGAAUCACGCGUUUUUCAAAGCAUUACUCUUCCUGAGUGCGGGUUCGGUGAUUCAUGCCAUGUCGGAUGAGCAAGAUAUGCGGAAGAUGGGGGGGCUUGCCUCCUCCUUUCCUUUGACCUAUGCCAUGAUGCUCAUGGGCAGCUUAUCUCUUAUUGGAUUUCCUUUUCUAACUGGAUUUUAUUCCAAAGAUGUGAUCUUAGAGCUCGCUUACACAAAGUAUACCAUCAGUGGGAACUUUGCUUUCUGGUUGGGAAGUGUCUCUGUCCUUUUCACUUCUUAUUACUCCUUUCGUUUACUAUUUCUAACAUUUCUAGUACCAACUAAUUCAUUCGGGCGAGACAGAUUACGAUGUCAUGAUGCGCCCAUUCCUAUGGCCAUUCCUUUAAUACUUUUGGCUCUCGGGAGUCUCUUUGUAGGAUACUUGGCCAAAGUGUGACCUGUUAGCCCAUAAGUAAGUACUGUGACGAAGCGGCUGUUGCUCACCCGAUACGAUCGUACGAGGUCACAAUUUACCCAACACGAUCAUCCGGGGUGAACAAGAAUUGGGGAUCGGAUGCGGGCGAAAUUCCCGCCAAUGGCUGAGAUGUUCAGUCGACUCCCUCCCCCUUUGUGAGGGUCUGGACCCCUACGAGUGAGCAGAAAAGGGAGGAGGAAAGAGGCCCUGGUGAACCGUCAUAAUAAGUGAACAAGUGUAAGCUUUGCUGCCCGACAGUAUGGAGUACUGACCACACCGAGGGACAGGCCCUGAAGCGAAGGACAGGAACGAGCGGAAUCAAUGUGUUCCAAUUUCUGGCCUUGCACCGACCAUCCAACGGACCAUGGACUAAACGGCCACUGCCUGAAAGGACUAUGCUAUGUCCAGGGGACCGCCGCCCUCCACAAGGUACAUCUUGCGCCUAUGGGCCGCUAUAACUAUCCAAGAAGACACUCGAAAAAGGAUGGAUAAACAAACCUACCCGGUGGACUGCCGAGCUACAAGUCCUACGACACAGGAGCGGGAUUCUCUAAAAAGCCAAGGUCGUGGGUGGCCAAGAGGGCCCACUUGGAGACUUGGGAUCUCAGCAGGAAAUGUGAAGGUUGCUUAAAGCCGGCCGAUAGGCGAAAGAGAAUCCAAAAGUUUUGUUCUGAUCUGAGUAGGCUCAACAUAGGGAAUACCCUAACCC
This is a messenger RNA of Zea mays, 9778 nucleotides long. RefSeq names its product NADH-ubiquinone oxidoreductase chain 5-like. The transcript has 2 exons. NCBI's taxonomy places the organism in Eukaryota, Viridiplantae, Streptophyta, Magnoliopsida, Poales, Poaceae. The record is from RefSeq and is a predicted model, not a curated record. Gene Ontology annotation, cellular component: respiratory chain complex I. The coding region runs from base 7600 to 9051 and encodes 483 amino acids. Gene Ontology annotation, molecular function: NADH dehydrogenase activity; NADH dehydrogenase (ubiquinone) activity. Gene Ontology annotation, biological process: electron transport coupled proton transport; ATP synthesis coupled electron transport.